Molecule: messenger RNA, 959 nt
Organism: Aureobasidium pullulans EXF-150
Lineage: Eukaryota; Fungi; Ascomycota; Dothideomycetes; Dothideales; Saccotheciaceae
Exons: 1
Source: RefSeq, a predicted model, not a curated record
CUUUGCCUUUCUCACACUCUCACAUCAUGAAGUCUACAGUUACUUCCGUGGGUAUUUUGCUCUACCUCGCUCGAGCAAGUCAAGCACUUCUCAGUGGCAAUGGCACAGUCACAGUCACGUCAUUUUUGCCUGCGAUUACUGUCUCGAGCUGUCCACCUUCUGGCAUAGCGCCUUCCCAGGUUGCCCCUGUCAGUUCCUCGGGCAUGGCAAACACUCCAGUCUAUACCACGGUUCUCACUCAGCCAUGCCCAAGUGGCUUCGUCCCUGUAACCUACACAGUCACAGGCCAGCCUACCAAUGUUCCACCAGGCUUCACCACCGGUGUUGCGGUCGUGAACAGCAAAACGGAACUUGUCACCUACCCUACCGCUUCUGCAUCGGAAUAUAUGCAAUCGAGCUACAUCUCCACUAUUAGCACUGGAGGUGGUGUUGCCAGUGGGAACUCUGGAUCUGGUACGACCGCCGUAACCCCUUCUGCUGUUGGAGGGAAUGCUGGGUUGGGUAGCUCUCAAGGUGGCCCACUCGGCGCCGCAAACGGCGGUCCGGGACCAGCAAGCAGUCACGGCAUCGCUGCGUCCAAUGCUGGUUCCCCUUCAGCUAUCAGCAGUGGUGCGACCGUUCCAUCUGGGGCGGCUGGCUCAGGUGUGGACGUAUCGAGUGCUGGUGGCUCACCCACCACGCAACCUAAGGCAUCGUCCAACAGUACUAUGCCAGCGUCGACGUCAAGCAUGGCAGUCUUCACUGGUGGCGCCAGCACAGGUCGUGUUUCCGUCAGCAAUGUAGGGCCCAUAUUGGCCGUGCUAUUUGCUGGAGCUGUCUUGAUCUAGAGCGAAGGGCGAAGAGAAGGCGUGCGUCGCGUGGUGGAGGAGCUGAGUUUCUGGUGGCGUUUGGCGGUUAUAUUGUAAUUAGCCCUGUAGUGUUAGUUGCAACUCCAACGAAGUCACGUUCACAGUUUUUCA